AUGCACUUCAACUAUUCGGCUCUGCUCCUGCUUGCUGGCAGCUUCCUUGUAUCUGCUUUGCCGAGACCCGAUAUCGGUGAUGCUGUGACCAGCGGACUUCCCGCCAAGGUUCAAAAGCAGGUGGAUAACGGCGACCUGAGCUGCGUCGAGGUCUCGGAUGGUAUUUCAUGCAGUGACCAAGCUGGCAGAUCGUUCUUCGUGCGGGAUGACGGCAGCACCACGAAAUUGCAGUAA
This is a messenger RNA of Neoarthrinium moseri, 234 nucleotides long. RefSeq lists its product as uncharacterized. Lineage: Eukaryota; Fungi; Ascomycota; Sordariomycetes; Amphisphaeriales; Apiosporaceae. The transcript is spliced from 2 exons. The coding region runs from base 1 to 234 and encodes 77 amino acids. The record is from RefSeq and is a predicted model, not a curated record.